AUGAGCUCGACGCUCUACGUCGAAACAGGCGAUGGGGACGCACCCCCUGCCGAUCUGAUCUCCUACCACUCGAGAUCAGAUGUCAACCGAGUACCGAUACUCAAGACAGGCAACUACCAUGCCUGGGAACGUGGUUUGAAACUUGUUCUGGUCAACCACGACUUAUGGGGAAUAGUCAGCCUCGGCUUUUCCAAAACCGAAGCCUCCGCCCUGGGACUUGGCCUUCGCACCGGUGCGGGCCCUCGUCUCACAAUAUUCGAUCUGCUCCUGGCGCCCGAACUGCUCACCGCGCGCCAAAAGGCGUUACUUAAACAAGACGCCAAGGCUCAAUCCCUUAUUUUGAACUACCUCGACUCCGACAACGCUGUCACCGCUCGCACUUGCACGACUGCAAAUGAGAUGUGGAAGAGUUUACACGACAACCACGUCGGACUGAUCUCUGAUCAAGUUCGAUUUUUAACGGCACAACUUCGCAAUCUCCAAUUCUCGAAAGGAAAAGAGAUCGUGAAGCACUUCACCAGUCUACAAGAUCUGUUUACUCGACUCGACGAGCUUGGCCAAUCUUUCGAUGACAUUUACAAGUCGAAUCUGAUGCUGGACUCGGUCACUCAUCCCGCCUGGGCUUCGACUUUGGACAAUCUUCGUCGUCCGCUCGCUCCAUCGGCGGAAAUCAUUACCUACACUCGGUCCAAGCUGACUUCGCUCGAAUUUCAAGCUCGGUUCUCACCUCGAUCUACUCCACCUGUCGACAAACUUUCGGAUAUUUCGUCUACUACUCUCGCCGCUCGUAUUUCGGACGCGAGUCAGGGAAAUGGUGGAAAGCGAGGGGGCUCGAAGAAGAACCAAGGACCGAAGCGUAAACCCGACUGUGUCUGUACUGCUUGCGGGGAAAACGGACAUUGGUCCAUCGACAUGAAGUGCCCUCAACACAAACGACACUCCGAAUGGAAAUCCAAGUCUGGUAGUUCGGCCGUCGAUGCAAACGCGGUGACUGAAAUGUCAACAAACCAUGACCGGGUCGAGAGUGAAGUUUCGCAAAAGUGAACGAUCACCGACGAAGUGACGAUGAGCGCCAGUAUCGCCGAUCCACGUGUUUCGGAGCGGGGCGGCAUCCGAAGAUUCACCGAUGGAGUAAAUGGUAUGGUUUCAUUACCGUUCGCACGAACAAGAAUCAUACGCUCAACAUUCAGAAGGUUUAUGAUCGUUCACUUUUGCGAAACUUCACUCUCGACCCGGUCAUGGUCCGUGUAGCCAAUGGUUCCCCGGUUCUCUGCAAAGGCUAUGGUUCCAUUACCGUUCGCACGAACAAGAAUCAUACGCUCAACAUUCAGAAGGUUUAUCAUCUCCCCGGCGCUGAACAAGGUCUAGUCUCUUUCAAGGCACUCCGUAUCGCCGGAGCUAAACUAUCGUUCGGAGAUGACGGUUCGACUAUCAACGUGCAUGUUGGCAGUAGCAUUGUUGCCAGCACCGAAAUCGACACCGAUUACAACUUCAACUUCACUGUGGUCCCUGAAGAACCUGUCGAUGCUGUCACUCGAUCAUCGACUAGCGCUUCGCUCUAUUCUUGGCACUUGUUUUUCAACCAUAUUUCGCAACUUUCGCUCCUCGCCCUGCAUCGUGCGGGAGCGGUCACCGGCCUUCGCUUGACUGACACAACCGUCGUCGACUGCGAAUCGUGCAUCCUUACUCGAAUGACGGCAACUUCUCAUAAUCAACAAUCCCGGUGGGCAGAUCACGUUCUGUAUCGCAUCUCUAUGGAUUUGGGAUUCGUCGACUAUGAAGACUUCCAAGGCCGAUCGAUCUAUCUUGUUAUCGUCGAUCAGUUCUCAAACGCGAAGUUCACCUAUCCGCUUGUCUCCAAGACAGCCGCCGUCGUACUCGAAGCAUGGAAUUCGUUUAUCACCUACGCCGAACGUCUGACUGGUCAAAAGGUCAAGUUUGUUCGUUCCGACAAUGGUACUGAGUUUGUCAAUCGACUUCUCGGUGAUGAGUUCCGUCGUCUUGGUAUCACACACGAAACUACCGCACGUUACACCCCGCAACAAAAUGGUCAAGCCGAACGAGCUAAUCGCACCCUCUUUGAUCUCGUUCGUGCAAUGCUCAAGUACGCUGGUCUUCCCGGAAAGUACUGGUCUUACGCUCUCGCAUCGGCCACGUUUGCUCUCAACCGCUCGCUUCAUCCUUCUAAGCGCAAGACACCGUAUGAACUCUACACUGGUCACAAGCCCGACGUUUCGCAUCUUCGCACCUUCGGUUCUACCGCCUAUGCACUACUACCUAGGGCACUUCGCAAGAAGUUGAGCGAUCAUUCACAAAAGGGCAUCUUUCUCGGCUACAGCGGUGAAUACAACUAUCUCAUCCUUGUCGAUCGAAACACUACACCCAAGGUCAUUAUUACUCGAGAUGUGACAUUUUCGGACAUUCCCUCGACCUCGUCUACUCCGAUCAUUGACAUCCAGUCUGAUCCUCGCGAUUUCGUCGUCGAACAUCUUUACGAGUACGAAAUGGUUCCUCAGCUUCGACCUGAUCAAAACUUUAUCGAACUUGAGGACGAUGUCCACCUUCCUGUAGCACCUCGCGCAGAUGUACCUGGUCCUGCUGUUGCACCUCGCCCAGUAACACCGGUUAGUCCCGCUCCUAGCACUCUAGCUGGAGAUGAUGAUGAUCAUCCUUCUAGGCCAGUGACACCUGAUCCUGGGUCCGAUAAUGAAGCUGACAAUCUUGCUUACCCUAAUGAUGGCCAUGAAUAUCGUCCUUACAACGUCGGUCGCAAUCCGGGUCCUCUAGAAAACAUCAACGAGGAUAAUAUCUUGCCCGCUGGUUCCCGCCGUCAACGUCGCCUCGCUGCUUACUCGGUCAUCGAUACGAAUCACAUCUAUCUCGAUCCUCCUGAACUUGUUGCCCGUGUUUCACCCACCAACCUCGCACUAACUCGUACUCAUGAAGAAGCUAUGGCCUCCAUCGAAGCUCCUUUCUGGAAAGCCGCCGAAGCCGCCGAGAUUGCGAAAUUCGUCGAACUCAAGGUUUUCGCUUCCGCUAUUCUUCCAACUGGUAUGCGCGCUCAUGGUGUUCGUUGGAUCUACACGCGUAAAGAAGAUGCACAAGGAAAUAUCACCAAGUACAAGGCUCGUCUCGUUGUUCAAGGCUAUUCACAAACGUACGGUGUCGAUUUCAUCGACAACUUUGCUCCCGUCGCUUCACUUUCUACCAUCCUAUUCCUCAUCGCUAUCGCCGCUGCCCAAGGCCUCGUCCUUGAACAGUUCGACUAUGAUUCAGCCUUUCUCAAUGGCACGAUGACGGAAGAUGUUUAUAUCAAGGUUCCUGAUGGCUGGCCGCUUGCACACAAGCCCGGUUCAGUUCAAAAACGAAGCAAGCUCGUCGUCAAUGGUAUGCCGCGGUCGAUGACCUCAUGAAGACUCGUGGCUUCCAUCGCUCUACGUCGGACGCUUGUCUCUACAUCAAACGCAAAGGUCGUCGGUUCAUUUUCGUAUCACUUUACGUCGACGAUGGACUCGCUGCUUCGAACGACCAACAGUUCCUCAAUGAUGAACUAUCUGCAUUCAAUUCGGUAUACUCGCUUAAACGACUCGGUCCCGUCAAAACUUUCCUCGGCCUAGAGUUCCAUCGCACUUCCGAAUACAUCAUGGUACACCAGAGUACGUAUGUUCGUGGUCUCCUUGAGACUUAUGCGUUCGAUUCUGUCUCGAACCGUCCGGUCUCAUCUCCUAUGGAAGAUCGGAACGUCGUCGAAUCGAAUGAACCUUUCACGGAUGUCAAACUUUAUCAAUCGGCCGUCGGUGCUUUGCAAUAUGCGGCUCAUCGCACUCGUCCGGAGAUCGCCAACGCUGUUCGUUCUGUCGCUAAGCACGUCGCUGCGCCUACCAUGACGAACUGGAUCGCUAUCAAACGUAUCCUUCGUUAUCUCUCUACGUCUGUCGACCUCGGUCUUGUCUUUCGUUUUGGCGCUUCUACCAAGUUCGAGAUCUACUCUGAUGCGUCUUGGGCCGACGACUGGGACAACGGUAAAUCGACCGGCGGCUAUGUUGCCAUGUGCGCGGGUGGUCCCGUCUCCUGGCAAUGCAAACAGCAAUCUAUCGUCGCUACGUCCACAACCGAGGCUGAAACUCUUGCUGCGUCUGCUGCUUCCAAAGAGGCAGUUGGACUUCGCUCUCUCGCCCUCGAAUUGGGCAUCGAUCAAACCUCGUCGACUGUUCUACAUGAAGACAACGAAGCUUGUAUCGCUAUCGUCCGCAAUCCCGCUGAUCGUGGUCGCACUCGUCACUGGAACGUGCACCAUUUUUACGUACGUGAACGCGUUGAAUUCGGUGACAUCACCCUUCAAUACUGUCCGACCGCGCUCAACACGGCCGACAUGUUCACAAAGGCACUGCCUAAAGCACUCUUUCUCAAGCAUCGCGCUGGACUUGGUAUGGCUUCUCUCGCUACCUCGACCAGGGGGAGUGUUGUCUAG
Molecule: messenger RNA, 4471 nt
Organism: Microbotryum saponariae
Lineage: Eukaryota; Fungi; Basidiomycota; Microbotryomycetes; Microbotryales; Microbotryaceae
Source: the annotation of a GenBank genome assembly